This is a messenger RNA of Cherax quadricarinatus, 10453 nucleotides long. The record is from RefSeq and is a predicted model, not a curated record. Lineage: Eukaryota; Metazoa; Arthropoda; Malacostraca; Decapoda; Parastacidae.
ACUGGAAGGGUUUGUUCCGUUUAUGGUGCGCUGUAGUCUUGGGCAGGAACGUCCGGUGCCCUGGGCACAACUCCCAAGACCUACUUGGUGGCCCAAGAAACUCCCAUUCCGUAUGCCAACAGCCAAUAAUACCGGUUCCACACUUGGAGCUCUGGUGGGUCUGGUGCAGCGAUGUUAUACGUUCCAUGGGUGUGAAUACCUCUUACAAUUUUGUGCCUCACUGGUCUCUCAGAAGCCUGAAUCUGGUUACCGUUUUAAUGAUAAUCGGGAUGGCACUACUUCCAUGUAUCAUGGAUCGACCGGAAAACUCCUCGUCACCUUUAGAAACGAGAACAGGGAUUAUGACAAGUUCAGCCAAGAUGGACGCAGUAGGGACUCUACCAAGAAACUUCUUUUGUCGACGGCUUCUCACUCUGGUGAACGUAAAGGGUCCAGUGGUACCACUGCAAUGUUCCAGCCCCCAGCCAAUGACAUUUAUCUCUGUGAUAAAUGUGAAAAUGAGUUUUAUAGUCUGCGAGAAGUUCAGGUACAGAACCAAAAAAAGGGGGCCCGUGGAACUUGCCGUCUUCACCCGUUGUCUCGUCCCCAGAACCUGCCCUUGUCAGAGGACAAAACCCAAACCCGCUGGCCCAAGGUACCAUUCCUUGCUUACUUAAGUCUACAGCCAGCCAAACAUACUGGCAUUGAACCAUAUAUGUCUCCCAGAAAGAGAAGUUCAUCCAGUCCUCCCAGAAAAAUCCCUGGGCCAAUGUACCCUCGUUAUGAUUCUAUCGCCAUCAGCUCCCCUCUAGGAAGAUUUUUGUUCUCGCACUCCAAGUUUCGUAACCGAUACCAAGCAUCACAGCACAAUGUGAUGAGAUAUGAACGGCAUCUCCAUGCCACACCCCACACAGACUUCAACUUCAGCAGAGAGAGGUGUAACAGUCGGUGGAUUGUUGUGUGGCGAGACAGGAAGGAGGAGCAGCCUUGGUUUCAUCUUUACUGUUUUACAAGUGGACAGAGGAGAGAGCGGAGAAUAACCAUCAACACAGGCUUGAAUUGGAGAAGCAGACGAUUGCUGAGACUGUGCCGGCCAUUGAAGAUUAAAUUGAAGCGUCUACAGAAAAGGCUGGUGGAUAGAAUUAUGCGAUUGGGAGGACCAACAGCCCCAUGUAUUGAUCUGACUGAAGAGUGUCAAGCAGACAACAAAUGGAUCUACGAUGGAUAUCAGACUUUGCUGCCUAACAGUAAUUUCAUUUCUUCCGGAACAGCAUCCUGGAGUAAUGAAAAUAUACAGUUGGGCACAGGUGAAGACCUGUUCACCCCUGAAGCAUCAUCAUCUGGCAGAGUUGCUGGUACUAUGCAGUGGCUCUGUGGUUUACCACAAAUUACUGAUGAUGUGUGUGCUCCUGGGGGAAGUGGAAUAUUACACUCUGGAGGAAUUCUUCACAAUAGGCUUUCUUCAAAGUAUAAUCCUGAUUUAGACUUAAGUGAACUAAAUGCAAGUGCUGCAAUUCAACAAAGUUCACUAAAAUUUAUUCCGGUAUCUUCUCCAGGAAACCAGCAUUUCACAUCACAGCGUUUGCAAUCUGCUUUUGCCCAGCAGUCUCACUUGAGUCAACUCAGUAAGAAUGAAUUAGGGCAGACAUCAUCAUAUCCUGUUGAUGGAACAGGCUUUCCUUUGAAGCUGAGUUCUUCCUCUUCUGCAGACAUAUCUCUGAUUCCACUAAAUUCCCCUAUUAUGCAUAAUUCAAGCAAUAGUAAAGUAAACAGUGAUAUAUUGAAGCCACUGUCAAGGAAAAAAUAUGGUAUUUGUGAUCCUCAGUCAAAUGUUCAGGGACUGAAAGUUAGUGAAGGAAGUCAUAGUGAUUUGAGAACAGGUGUAAAAAUUCCUAGUGGAGUUAGGUAUGGGUCUUCAGAUUAUCAAGGACAAAAUAGACACCAUACACCCAUCCAAACUGAAAAAAUGCCAAAGGGCAGUCAAAAUAUUUAUUCCCAUUUAGUGCCUCACAUAUCAGAGAGGGAUAGUAGUACAGUGUCACUUGACAAUACCAGCAUUUCUCUCUCUAGUUUAACACACAAUGCUACAAACUCUAUUGAAAUAAUUGAUCUCUCCAGUGAUGAUGACGACAUUCGGGCUCGUGGCCAAAGUGAAGCAGACAAUGCCCCACAGCAGCUGGAUGGCCUUGCCUGUUAUCCCCAUACUGGUGCUAAAGUGCCAGAUUCCUCUGAUUAUUCCUUGUCAAAAAAUGGGAGUAGCCAUUGGUCGUCAAAACAGAAGUCCCACUGUGGAGCCGGACGCGUAGGGGACUUGGCGACCAAUGGCGAGCCGCCGAACGUCCCGCCCAGUAUAGCAAAUUCACCCGUCCCACGUGUUUUGUUCCUACCUAAUGCUACAGUUCCACCACCAGUCACCCAAGGCCCAGAAACAAAGGGCAAUAGCCGUAAGCGAAAAAGUAAAGAACCUCCACGUGUUGGUGGAAAGAUGAUAAUUUUAGAUGUAUCUAAUAAAGGGGUGAAGAUGUCUACAGAGAGGGAAGUUACAGAUACGUCUCCACUCUCAAAAGGCUUUGUGUCUAAUGUUGCAGACAACCAGAUAACUGUAAUCCCUGAAGAGAUUAUUCCUGCCACUCCAGAGGAGUUGAACAGUGCUCACUUAUCACCUUUAACUGAAGCUACUCUUCUCAAGGUAUUGAAUAAGAAUGGUGCCUUUGGAAGCAGAAAAUAUUCCCAUAAGUUAUCUGAGAUGUUUAUAAUAGAUAAAGACAUUAGUUUUAAGUCUCCUUUUAAUGUAGAUGAAGAUAUCUCGUUCAGUAUUCCACCUGCAAAAUGUAGUAACACUGAGUAUAACAACACCACGGAGCCUGUUACUCCAUUAUCAACAACAGAUGCACAAGAUAAACACUGUACCGCAGUGGAAGCUCCAGGUGAUGGAAUUAUUGGUAGUAUUGUGAAUACAUUUAAUAAGGGUGUGGACCUCUUAAAAUCUGUAAUAGGAAUUCAUGGAAGUAGUGAUACAAGGCAUAAGUAUAUGGGCAGUUUGACUCUAAGUGAGAAUGUGUCAUGUAGGUGUCACAGUAGAAUGUCAAGUGUAGGAAAAUCUUUUCAAGAAGAAAAUACUGCGAAACAAAGUGUAGAAGUUUCAUACAGUGAACACUCACGUAAGGAAAAGUGUCUAAGUAUGGAAGUCCUCAAACUUCUUGGGGAUGAGUGCAGGGAACUUAGGUGUAUGGGGUUGGGAGAGCUGAGACACUUAAAUCUGCAGGAUACUAGACUAACUAGAAGAUCGUUAGAAAGAUUUAUUCCUAACAAAGCCCGAAGAAAAAACAGCAUCAGUUUAAAUUACUGCCAAGAUCUAAAUCCUACAAAUAACUGUGAAAAUGUAACUACGUCACGAUUACUUUCCACAGAUAACUGUAACUUUAGAGCUAUUACAGAAUCUAAAAUAAGUGGUACUUCUAAUUCAUAUCACCUGGGUCCUUCAGUGAUACCAAGGGAUUAUAUACCUUGCACAGAUGAAAACGGGAAUUCUUCCUCAUAUUUGACUUUUGAUGAAAAUUCGUAUGAGAAUUCACCAAAGAAUGUUUCUAGACAAGGAAGUUUUGGCUUGUAUUCUGAAAACACUAAAGAGUACAGAGAAACUAUAAUAGACAAUGCACUUCGUGAAAAUGGAUAUUCAGAUAAAAAUAAUCAAAAUCGGCUAGUUAAUACCUCUAAUAAGCUUACAAAAAGCAUAGUACACAGUGAACUGCCUGUCAGAGACCAAGUUGAAACAGGUAACAAAAAUAGUGACACAGCAAGAGGUAUAAAUGAUGUGCCAAGUAUGAAAAGAAGAUUAGGUAAUAAUAUAAGUACCACAGAACUUUUAAACCUAGCUCAUGAUGAAUGGAAGGAGAUGCAGCAUAAAGGAUUUCACCCAGUUAAGAACAUUACUCCUGCUCUGAUGACAAUGGGGCAGUUAAAGGAACAUCGUACAAAACUGCAGAAAUGUAUUAAGAAAUUUAAAAUUAGCCAUGGGAAUUCAAUGUUUGUAAAAGAAUUGCAAUCACUUGCCCGAGAUAGUGAGGAAAUUAGCUGCAUGGGUUUGCAUCACUCAAAAUUUGUUAAUCCAGAGGUAAAGAAAGUAUUAAAAAAUACCCAGUGUGAAACUGUAGAAGGUAAAGUUAGAGAUGGUGUGGAGGUUUCAGUCAUGUCCCAGUCAGAUGUAAGGCCUGAGUUUAUGGGUGAGACUGCAGAGGAGUGUGGUGCUUUACAAGCUCAAAUUCCAGCCCCUGAAGAAUCGCAAAUAGAUAAGUGUUCAGACAAAUAUGACAAUGUGCCAUUAGUUCGGAGCACUGCUGAAAAAAAUUCUGCAGCAAAUAGUUUAUCUAUCAAAACUGGGAAGGUUGAAGUGUCUGAAUCAACUGCUCAACCAAAGGCUCAAAGUACAAAGCCUAGAAGGUUUAAAUCUCUGCAUAGAGAAUUAACCAAUCUAGGAAAAGAUGAGUAUAAAGAGCUUCGUGGAACAGGCUUCCAUCCUUCUGAUUUUGUUGGUUUAGAAGAUGUAAAAUAUCUGAAUACCAGUUCAGAUGAAGAUGAUCCUCCUAUAUACCACUCAAAAACAAAGUCUCCAAAUCGACACAGAAGUGAAAAAGUUCAGAAUUCAGAUACGAGAGGGAGAAAAACAUCAGAAAAAUUAGUGAAAAUGAACCGUGAACUUUCUGGUCUUUUGAGUGAUGAAUGCAAAGAACUCAAAAGAAUUGGAAGAUGUUUAUUGAAAUCUAGUUCACACUUUCGGAGACAUUCACACCUGGGAAGUAUCAAGAGACUUGUUGGAGAGAGAGACUACAGAACCACCCGAAGUACUUUACCAACAGCUUCAGUAAAACCUUCCUUGCCCAUCCUGCUUAAAUCUGGCAUUAGAGGUAGCCCCACAAAAACACGAAUGCGUUGUCAAGCACGAAGUACACGGUCCCAGAGUAACGUUGUCAGUAGUUAUGAAGUGUACACCAUCCGAAAUUCACACAGACAAAUUUUACGCACUGAAACAGCUAUGUGUGUGUUAAAUUACAUUCUGCCAGUUAUACAUUAAAUCCUUUUCUUAUGAAGAUUGUGUUUGUAUCAGCAUUCUUUAAAAAAAAUAAUUUGAUGAAAUCUUUCAUUUAAACUGAAAUGGUGUAACUUGUUAAACUUCUAGGUCUCCCAUAUGAUACUAAGGAAGAAAGCAUGUCAGUGUUCUAAUCAUAUUUAUGGAAACAAAAUUAAUUUUCUUUAUGAAUGUAAAGGUUUGUAUAGAUGCUCAUAAAAAACUUGCCCCUUAUGUCCUAUGUUAUAAUUUUUUGCAGUUGUCAAGCAUGUAUAAUACAGUAAUAUGCAAAGUUAAAUAAUGUACAUUGCUAAAAAAAAAAACUAUUGUAUCUAUAUUAAGAUUUGUUUUUCAGUGUACUUUAUGGUAUAUUUGAGAUCUUCAGUUAUACAAUUUCUCUACAAUUUAGAGGGGAAACUUAAGGUGAUGCAUCAGUUUGUCCUUGACUAUUACCAAGCUGAUGAAUAUGUUGUCUAAAGUUUCUUCUCCAAAAUGUGGGCUAACUGUGACUUGUUCCAGCUCUGUCAUUGUAACUUGUUCUUUCAGUAAGUUUUUUUUCCUUGAGUAGCAACCAAAGACAACUUUCAGAAUAAUAAUGGCAAUCAUCAUGUUUGUUUUACAGUAUUCAUGCAAUUUGUGUGUGGCCAGUUUUUGGAAUUAAAUAUUUAUAUUUAUACAUGUUAAGAUACAUGCUGUAAAGUAAAUGUUAACUGUCCUUUAUACAUUAUUACGAAUACAUAUUAUAUCCCCCCCCCAAUAGUUCUUGAACUCUUCACUUCCCUCAGUUACUGAAGUGUGUAUGCUAACAACUUAUAAUUACUAAUGUGGUUGUGUUGUGUUUUUCAGGCAUAGUUUGCAAUCUUGGCAUGUAAACAUUGAUUGUUUUACCAAACAAGCAGUGUAAAUUCAUUAUUUCUAGUAAUUCCACUAAAAGAUGCAAGAAUUAUUCAACUUUAAUACAUUUCAUUGCUGCUACAAAAUGUUAUUUAAAUGUAAGCUGACCUAAGAUUAGUUAGGUAGAAUUAAAAUAUAUUACAUUAUUUCUGGCCAUUUUUUAAAUUUAGCAAGGUUAGAAUUUGUUAUUUUAAAUUUUAGGUCAAAACCAUUUUUGCAUACCAUGUUAAUUAACAAAAGUAUAUUUUUCAAAAUGCGAAAGUCAAUUUAUAAAGAAAAAUUUAGAGUUUAUUUGACCAAACCUGCCUGAAAAACAUGACAGCUAUCUGGAAAAGCAGCUCACUUAUCCAAGUAAUUUGCAACAAUUCCACAAAAACCACCAAGUUCCUUCAGAUUUAGUUCAUAUUUCAGUAUUGUUGCCAUCCUGAAUGAAGUGAUAGUGAAGAUAUUGACAGUAUUCUUAUCUGGUAUAUUAUAGAACUAAAACUGUAAGCCAUCAGAUGUUUGAAGCUGCUUGUUUGACUGACUGACCACUCUGAUAAGCAUGGUAAAGUGUGUGUUUGCAGAGCAGUUGCCAGAGUCUAGACUUGUUCUGCAAAAACACUGUCAUGCUGUGAAAUGAUUUUCUUCUUUUAAAUGACACAAAGUAUUAGUAUUUUGCUACUGUAUGUACAAAAAUUUUAAAAGAUUAAAGAAAGAGGUGAUUUAUUUUGAAGAGUAUUGCAGUGCAUUAUGCUGUGUGAUAUUACUAUUAUGUAAAUACAGUAGGUACAUAGUUUGUGUUUUACUCAAAUGUCUUACUGUUUGGCUAUUGGAGGAAGCACACAACAUUUUACAGGACUAUUAUUUAGGUUUCUUGAGUAGGUACCUGUCCUUCAUGGGAACAAUAAGCAAAAUUAGUUACGUGAGAUUUAUUGUAGCAAGAUGUUAUAAUUUCUGGGAUUACAUGAUAAUACUUUUUAUUUUACAAUGCUUUUAAAUGGCAAAAACUGCCAUAUUGAUUGCAAAAUUAAAGUAGUAUUUAAGGAUAACGUGGGAUUCAGCAUCUACUUUCUGUAGCUAAAAUAUUUGGUUUCUUGUUGUGACCACCACCACCAUGCUUGUAAGGGUAUCAGUAUCUUCUCUUAGGAUUCACUGCUAUGUAGUGGUCCUUGUUCUUUAAGUAGGCUGUUAAGCCUAGCCCUGGUAGGCCAGCAGAUGCAUAACCACCAAAUGGGUUAUAAUAAGACCUGUGCAAGGAGACAUUGUUUCCUGACAACUACCAUCACCAUUGAUACGAGUGUUUUCCGAGAGAGUGAAAAGCUUAUUAGAUUGAACAUCUUCAUUAGCAGUAAACACUGGUAGAUUUCAUUUUUAUUACUGUAUUAUCAUUAUUCUGAAAAUGUCAACAGUGUUGUUGCUGAAGCACUUCAACUGUCGUAUCCUGUCUUCUGUCCAGUUCAGCAUACAUUUCUUCGGAUGGAUGACAUAUUUGUUUCUCUAUCUCUUGUUAUUUAACACUUCAGAAAAACUCAGAAUUUCCAUCACUCUUCAUUCAAAAUCUCUUUCUCGUAACUGACCCUUAUGGGUUUAGCUCUUUGAUUUAUAAUAAUAAUGUUGAUUUUUCUUGUAACAGUUAUUUUCCACCAAGGCAGGGUGUUCUCUGCCCCUAAACAAAAAAAAUAAUAAAUUUCCCAUUGCUUCCUUCCUAAAUCAUCUUCCUGAAGUACAGGAAUGUCACAAUGAAAUGAUCCCCCAAAUCACAAAAUCCCUACCCAUCAUUCUAAAAUACUCAUCUUUAAAACUCUAGUCCGACUAACUAGUUUUUAAGAACCCUUUCCUAGAUAUUACCAUUCUCAUGCAUCAACAGUAUGCCACAUCCCUAAUAUUGCUUGCCUGGAUCUCAUCUCUUGUGCUGCUGGACAAUCAGGCUCCUACAUCUAGAAACCAUCUUCGUGCUCUCCCUUUAGUCCUUCUUUGUCAGAGUUUUCCUCCACCUCAUAUUUAUACAUUUUAUAUUGAUCUUUCUUGCUCCUCCCAUUCUACAUGACAAAACCAUCUCAACCCUUAUUCAGCUCUUUGAAUUAUGCAAUUUUCAUUUUAACAUUUUGUUCUUUGCAUGGUACUGUAUUCACACCACACACAUUUUCACCAGCCUCUUCCUUGCUGCAUUAUUCAGAUACCAUUCUCCACAUAUAAAAGCUUUUGUGCUAAUAUUUACUGAUAUACUGCAUUUUUUUUUUUCUAUCCAUCCAUUAGCAAACUAUCCACAAAUUACUUAGCACUCUUACUUCCUAUGUCUGUUCAGCUGGUGACACAUCCACACCGAAAUACAGUAUUUAAAUGUUAUAGAUUUAUAUCCUCUAUCUGAGCAUUAAUUUAACAUUAGGUGAGAAUGACAAAUCUCGGAAUAGGCUUUAGAAACCUUAGUAAAGAAUCCUUUCUUUUCAGGACACUGUGAACAAUGUAAUUAAGCCUGUCUUAAAAUUCACAGUACCAUGAUGGAACCCUCAUUUGAUAAAGCAUGUUAAGCAGAGCUGAAGCGAGUGAACAAUAGUAAGUUGUUAAAAAAAAUGAACUGACAACUCUGGACAAGAGGACUAGGGAAGACAUGAUUUUUGAUAUGCAGUUCUUUAGAGGAAUUAAUAAAGCGGAUGUGGACAGACUGUUGGAAAUGUGAGGAAAAGGAGCAAGGGGACUUGGAAGAUAAAAUCACAGGUAACAGGGAUGUUAGGAUAUAGAUGUUCGGUAUCACUAUUGUUGUCCUUGAUGAGUUCCGAGUUUAUCUACUCACGGAGCCUGGCCAUGGGCCGGGCUCGUUUUGUGUUUGCCUGGUCAACCAGGUUGUUGCUGCAGGUGCCCAGCUGCCCCACAUAUCUAUCACAGCCUGGUAGUAGAAAAGGGGAGUGAACUAGAUGUAACAAUGGAGGCAAACUCCAUAUAGAGUUAAGAGUAGAUAUGAUAGGGCUGAAGAGAAUAGAAACCAGCAAUGCUCUUUGACAAAGCGUAGAGUCAUGAGUUAAGACUCAACUCCUAUAAAUACAAAUUGGUGAGUACAAAUACUUGAUUACACAGUUAUCUACAGUAUAAAACUUUUGAGUCAUGAUAUGCUUUCAUAGGUUGUAACAUUACUGUUUCCUUAAACAAGGGAUUGCUUAUAUUUGAUAGUGUAAUAAAUCAUUGCAAGAUUUGACUGCAUAAGUAAUGAUAAUUCCCAUUCAUUAGUGUGUCUGAUGAACCCAUCAAAAAUAUAAGUUGCAGACUUCGUAUUUUACAAAGUUGCACAAGGUCAUACAUACCUUUCAGAAAACCCAGUUGUUUUAAGUUUUAUACAUUACAUUACAUCGUAAAUUUUAUUAGAUAACCCUAGAGCAGAAAUACCUUGAAUUUAGUGGUUAAUUCCUUCCCCAUUUUUAUUGUUCCCCCCUUCCUUGCUGUCACACAGCUUCUAUGUGGUAAUUUGAGUGUGUUGAUUUAAACUACAAUCAUGAGUGUGACGUAAAAAAAGUGGAAAAAAGCAUUGUCCGUUUGCUCAAAUAUUUUUUAUUGGUACGUCAAAUAUAAAGUACAGCAUUUGUAUGCAUGUGUCGGGGUUAAUAAGUUUGCAAAAGUUUUGUUAAGAUUGUAUGUUUAGACAACACACGGUAGAUAAAAAAAAUUAAAGUAUGCUUAAAUUGAAUUAAACAGUUUAUAUUAUAAAUUGUUAAAAUGUUGCAUUACAGUUAAUGUAAUUAAAUGCUAUAUCUUAAGUGUUCAUGCCUAGAAUUGCCACGUAGUUACAUCUGAAGCUGUUGUUGUAAAGGUAAAUUGAUCAUUAUUUGUUGUUCAUAUUACUUUCGAUACUUGAGCAUCACAAAUUAAAUUAUUUAAGAAGUAUGUACGUUCAGGUUAAUCUCAUCAAAAGUUCUCUCUUGUGUUUCUGUAAAAAAAAAAAAAAAUCCUGAUAUGUAAUGUCAUAUAUUUAAAGACGUUAAUAUGUAGAUUAUUUUUGCAUGGUGUUUGCAAUAUGUUGAGAGCACUCUGGAGACUUGACAUAUGCCAUUUUAUUUACAAAAAAAAAAAAAAUAUUUUGUUAGGGGGUGAGACAUUCGAUCUAAAUUAAGAUUUUAAUAAUAGUCUUUUGAGUAAUGCAGUUUACUGAAUUUUGAUACCACAUGAAAUGAGAGAAUAAAAUCUGAAUACUUUAGUUCAUAGUUUUACAUGAAUAGUUUUUGUAGUUUUCCCACUGGGUGUACUCGAUCAGUUCGGUCGUGUGUGCUUUUUAUGAACUUUGAUUAAAAAUAUAUGCUUAUGAACUGAUGAUUAGUGCCAUUGAUAGACAACAUGUAAAUAGAUCUUGACCUGUUUGUAUGGUACCAGAAAAAUCUGCAACAUAAAUUUCUGUAUUUCAUCAUGUGAAAUUAAACACAGCAAAGAAUGGACAUUAUGCAAACUUUGUAUAAAUAAUUUUUUUUAUUUAUAUCACUGGCUUGUCUGAGUACUGGAGUGAGUAUUUUAUUGUUACUCAUGUUUUAUAAUAAAAGCUAAAAUUAAUAA